UGACAGGUCCGGUGUCCGAGGGACUCGGCUGACGCGUGGCCCCUCCAGGCUCUCCGGCGCGCUCCAGCCGCAGCCCCGAGGCCCGCCGGCUCCCGCCCGCCGGUGCGCUCGCUGCCCGCAGCCGCCCGCCGCCUCGCGCCCGCCCGCUCCGCCGAUGCUCGCCGUGGGAAGCGGGAUGCAGCCGCGCCGCGCCGGCCCGGUCCAGGCGCUGCUGCUCUCCCUGGGUUUCCAUCUUCUCCAAGCAGUUCUCAGUACAACCGUGAUCCCUUCGUGUAUCCCAGGAGAGUCUGAAGACAACUGCACAGCCUUAGUUCAGACAGAAAACAAUCCACGUGUGGCUCAAGUAUCAAUAACGAAGUGCAGCUCUGACAUGAAUGGCUACUGUUUGCAUGGACAAUGCAUCUUCCUGGUGGACAUGAAUGAAAAUUAUUGCAGGUGUGAAGUGGGUUACACUGGCGUCCGAUGUGAGCACUUCUUUUUAACUGUCCAACAGCCCUUGAGCAAGGAAUAUGUGGCUCUGACUGUGAUUCUUGUUAUCUUGUUUUUGGCCAUAGUCGCCGGUUCCAUAUACUAUUUCUGCAGAUGGUACAGAAAUCAAAAAAGUAAAGAAUCAAAGAAAGAAUAUGAAAGGGUGACCUCAGGGGAUCCAGCGUUGCCACAAGUCUGAAUGGUGCCAUCAAGUUUACGGACAGGGAUGCGCAGCAUGCCAGAUUAUGUUAAUAUUCCUAUUUUGUUAAUAAUAUUUAUGUUGGACAAUGUGUUAAGACAACAUGGUGUUUUUUUAAAAAUACUUGGAAAAGUUUUUAUUUUUGUUUUAUUUUUGAUGGACUAUUUGUUAAUGUAUAAUGUACACAAAAUAUUUAAUAUAGAAAGAAAAUCACUAUUUUUGUAAGAAAUCAUUGCUCAGACUAAAUGCUUUAUUGAAAGCUUCAAAACUGCUUUGUUUGCUGCACAACGCUUAGGAGUGAGCAACGCCCAGUUCGUUGCUCAGGAAGUGUCAACAAAUGACAGAUUUCUGUGAGCCUAAAUAUAUGGUCAAAUCAAUUUAAUAAGUAUAUUUUUCUACUCCUCAAAUCAAUGAUAAUUGGUUUGACUAUUUCAUAGUUUGAUAUAUGAGUCGACACCACUGUGUCAUGUAUUAAACACGUGAUGCUAAUGGGAAUGGGGGAGAAGCAAAUGUAGAGCACGUGCUAAACACUAGCUGUUUGAAACAAGCUACACCUGGGAGAGAGCUGCGCUCCCUCCAGCCCCAUCCUCAGCUGUAACUCCAUAUUUAUCUGCCUGGAGGGGAAGUGGGCCAUUCCCUAUUCCACCCCACAACUCCUGCAUCUAAUAGAUUCUCCUUGAGUGGAAUGAAUUGAGAACCUAAUUUUAUACCAGCUUUUAUAUAAAUAGCAGGUAUGUUGUAGCCUCACAAUGUUUCUUUUUUUAAAGUAAGUUUAUGUGCAGUAACUGUUGCUCCUAAACAAUUAAAAAAAAAAAUCCACACUUGAAGUCAAAAUUUAUGCUUCUUUUUAAGAGUAUUUACUUUCAUAAGGACUUUGUUGAAGAAUUCUAAGGUUAAAUCAUAGUCCAAAAUUUGAUGGACUAGUUAUUAUUUUAAAGUAUAAUCUAAGACAAUCAUUCCAUAUAUUUCUAAAGAUGGAAAUACAGUUAUUUCAUUUUCUUUGCAAGAGAGUUUUAACUUAAAACAAUGCAGUAAGCAGCUUUUUCUGCAAUUUAAAAUUACAUAUUAAAAAUUAAAUCCUGAUGCAGGAAGUGGGAAAAAUAAGAAAAAUUAAUUAUAGUGUAUUUUUCCAAAAGAACAAAUGCAUUUGAAAGCUUUUACAAUUUAGAGACUUAACCACACCUUCCUAUGGAGACUGAGAUGAAACCAGGGUCCUGUUUUCUGUCUUUUAUGUUUUGGAAGAGACUAAGGUUUCUCCUGUGCUCAGAACCCAUGGUCUCAGUGAGUUCAUAAGGGUACUUGAGGUAACUACAUAGCGAGCCACAGCUGUCACCACCGCCAGAUCUCCUGGGAGAUUGCCUCAUUGAAUGCUAGCCCUUUGGGUAGAGUCUCUCAGGCUCACACACAUGGUCAGCUAGGGUCUAUUCUUCCACAUUUUUUCCUGGCCUAGGCUAGGGCAACAAAGAAAGUGGAAGCAAUGGCUCAUCUCUGAAGUGCCAGGUGCCAAGGCUUGCCUCUGUAUGUGUCCCUGUGUUGUAUACCCUGGUGCAUUCAAGUGACUCUCUUCCAAAGUCUUGGAUCUGGUCCCUUACUAUUAGGGCAGCAAACAGACAAAACAAACAUAGAUAUAUAUGGUUGCAUGUGUGUGUGUGUGUGUAUGUAUGUGCCUACUCAUAUGCAAACGCACAUGUACACAUGAGCUCAAUUAGAAUUAUAGUCAUUUGUUGCUCUAUCAACAAUGUAUAAAACAAAAACAAAGAGAAAUAAAAUAAAAUUCGGUGAGAUCCCAAAGGAUAUUUCUGUUUCCUAUUUAUUAUAGCCGAGUCAAAUGUGCUGUGUAAGAACACAUUUUAAAUCCUGCACAUACCCAUCGACACCUCCUCUGGGUAAAGGAAGUCUGCCUGUUUUAAGUGACUUUGAUUGUUUCAAAGAAAAUUUAUUGACUAACCCAGAAAUCAUCUGUAAUCCAUUUCUUUUAUUCACAAAAAGCAAAUCAUAUUAUUUUUCUUAAGCAUCUCAAUUCGUAUUACAUAACUAAUUGUAUGUGGUUUGGGGUGUUUUUAAUCUUUAUUUAAGAAUGCUUAAAAAAUGAACCCCUGUAAAAGUUAAAUCUAUAUUUAUAAAUGAAUAUUAAAUAAAAAGGUAUGACCAAAAGUGUUUUUUAUAAGUGAAAAUAAGUAAAAAAUAAUUGUUUUAAUGAGGAUAAUGCUGAGCAAACAUGAAAGAUGAUUGCUAUCAGUUCAUGUUUCCUAAAAACAAUGGAAAGAUUGUGGCUCACAUUUAGUUUAUCUUCCUCAUUUUACAGAUUUCUCACUAUACGAAUUUCUAGAAGGGGCUAUUUAUAUCCAACAUAUUGAGAACAAAUGCAAAUCCAAUGCAUAAUUUAUGGCUUCCCACCAAGGCCACACAAUAACUCAUUUGACACUCUCUAUGACCAAGGACAUAAAGUUCUAUGGUUAGUACUAAAGGUUUAACAUCAAAUUUGAGAUUUAUGUAGUAUGUUAAACAUGUAUAAUACAAUAGAAUUCAAUGUUCUCCUAGAUGUUUUUUUGCUCUCUCUGCCAAAAGUCAAAGCAAUGGGAAAAAUGGUGCACUGGUAUGACUAUGUCUUAACCCAGAUUUUUAUUUUUGAGUUCUUGAGAAGAGAGUUAGCUAAAUUCAACUGCUGUCACAUAGCCCAUCAAUUUUUAUGGAGCAAAUGCAUGAUACUAGUUUCUAAUUUCCAUUAAUUUCAAUAAUGCAGUUUUAAAGACUUGUGUCUGAUCCACUUUGUCAUGUUUUGCUGCAAUAUCCAUGCUGUAGACUUUUGGGGAAAAAGAUGUGUUUAAUUUGCUGCCCAAUAUUUUCUGUUUUUUUCCUCCUCUUAUUCAUAUGGGAGAAAGAGGGUAACAACUUGUAUAAAUGGUGUUCUGGAGUACAUUUUAAUGUUUUAACUAAAGAAUAAUUUUAUCUAAACCAUAUCUGUUAUUCAAAUUAGAUGAUGUUAAAUUUAAGAUAUGUAUUUUUCUCUUUGCUUUUUUUGCACUCUGUAAUUGCACUUUUUAAGUUUGAAGAGCCAUUUUGGUAUAGAGUUUAUGUUAAAGAUGUUAUGGAACAUAAAGUUAUAUUGCAUACAGUUUAAAGUAACUUAUUUGACAGUGAAUUUUAUCAGAGUACUGAAUUGUAUCAAUUUGUUUGUGUUCAAUAUCAGCUUUGAUAAUUGUGUACCUUAAGAUAUUGAAGGAGAAUAUAGAUACUUUACAAGAUAUUGUUAACGUUUAUUUAUUUUUGUUGGGAACUGGGGAAAAAAACACAAUUUAAAAAUAAAAAAUGCAUUCGGCACCAUGCAUAAAGAACUUCACUGAUAAA
Molecule: messenger RNA, 4015 nt
Organism: Equus quagga
Lineage: Eukaryota; Metazoa; Chordata; Mammalia; Perissodactyla; Equidae
Gene: EREG
Product: epiregulin
Exons: 5
Coding region: 155-667 (170 amino acids)
Biological process (GO): epidermal growth factor receptor signaling pathway; positive regulation of cell population proliferation; positive regulation of mitotic nuclear division
Source: RefSeq, a predicted model, not a curated record